AUUUAAUGUUAUUUAUUACAGUGAUAUUGAAGGUUCUAACUUUUACUACAAACCUUACUUAACUGCCAACGAUAAUGGACUCAAAUGCUGAUAUACCCAAAUCGGAAGAUGUUUCUGGCGGAUUUCUCGUCAAUAUCUUUACGAAUCCUCUCAAUCUAUUUCUACUAUCCAUUUGUGCCUACUUGCUGUACAAAAUCAAGAAAUCGAACGACGAAGAGGAUGAACAACACGAGCCAGUCGACACCGGUCUUCCUCCAAUGAAAAAAAGAGAUUUGACUGUUGCCCAGCUGAGUGAAUAUGAUGGAGUGAAAAAUGAAAGAAUUCUCAUUGCUGUCAAUGGGAAGGUUUUUGAUGUUACCAAUCGUGGGAAAAACUUUUAUGGGCCAGGUGGUGCGUAUGGAAUAUUUGCUGGACAUGACGCAUCUCGUGGAUUAGCUCAAUUCAGGUUGGAUAAAGAUGUUAUAAAAGAUGAAUAUGAUGAUUUAGCUGAUCUGGGCAGUGCUGACUUAGAAAGCGUUAGAGAAUGGGAGAUGCAAUUUUUGGAAAAAUAUGAGUUUGUUGGAAAACUACUCAAAGACGGAGAGGAACCGACGGAUUAUUCAGACGAAGAGGACACAGCCGAAGAAAAAGAGAAAAACAAGGAUGAUUGAAGAACACCCUUUUGAACAAGUCGAGUCGUUAAUUGUAUUUUAAUUGUACAAAUUAAAACUAAGAAAGAGCACUCUGGGGAAAUAUAUUAGAAGGUCACUCAUCACUAGGAUUGGUUGUGUGAUAAUUUAAACCCAAUGCAUUUUGAAAGUCUUCAGAAAGACAACGAAUUAUAAAUGAGCGAGGGAAAGUUGUAAUCAAAAUGCCUAAAUAUUUUCUCAUAUAAAGUCAGAUAACAAAUCCUUGCUGCAAUACAAUUUUCCAAAGGCUACCCCAAACAAUCUCCAGUUUGCAAACUAAUCACUUGUUAUCUUUUUCCUCUGAGUUGUCAUAAAAUGACAUAAAAUAAUAUGUGGCAAAGCUGUUAAAUAUUUAUUAUUAUUGUCCAUGUCAACAUUAUUGUAAGCUUGAAAACAACCGUGAUGUGUAAUUGUUCUAGAUAGCUAUUUAUCGGUUCACGUAUACGUUAGUCGCCAUUAUGCCAGGCUGAAGUGUUUUUAUGCCUCAUUUAGGUACUCCCGUAGUGCCGUAGUAUGUGUACCAGGUUAGGGUUAGGCCAUAAUUUUAUUUUCCUUAUUUUAGUUCUAUUACGAGUUCGGGGACUGUCUGUGUUAGCCAAAUGAAUAUACCCCCCAACCCCCCAUAGGUUUCAGUCCCAUUACACAACUUGAUGUAAAGUUAUCUCCAUAUUGGUACACACACUUCUGGAGCGCCCUCAUUUAUGAUAUAGGAGGUCUAAUUAGAAUUUAGUGCUCUUUUUAUUUGAUUAUGCUCAUACAAUCAACAUAAAUAUUGAAUCUACCAUAUCCUAUCGAAAAAGUUUUAUGUGUAAAAAUUAUGGUUAUCACACAAAUGUGAGAGUUUUAUUAACUAUACUGAUACACACAUUGUCCUGCUUGCCAUGUUUGUCAGGAGGAAAAAUUGACAAGAUCAGGGGAUGCUGCUACUUUGACAAUAAUAGAGUUGCUGAUUGCCAUUUCCUCCUGUAACUUUAAGCACCACAAUGGCGGCUGUAACUUCCUUUGAAAUAACGUUUCUGGUGUUUCCAUGAGCAAUUUAUCAUGACAAAAUAUUCCAAACCAUAUCCAGGUUUGCAAUAUUUAUAGGAUUUUUACAACAUAAAACAUAUUUGGAUGAUUUUUGAUUUUCCAAUUUCAUUUUGCUGUGAGCUGCGUACAGUCAUCAGGCUAUUCUUGUUUAAAUUGAUGACACUUCAAUUAAUGUAGUGAUGCUAAAUUUAAGGUACUCCCGUAGUAUAUGUACCAGGUUAGGCCAUAAUUUUAUUCCGGUUUUCUUUAAGCUUUCCGGUUAAACUGAGAAUAUUUAGUUAUUUUAAGAGUUCGGGGACUGUCUGUGUUAGCUAAGUGAAUAUACCCCCUGCCCAUAGGUUUCAGUCCCUUUACACAACUUGAUGUAAAGUAGGCAAACAAAAUUAGUUACCUCCAUAUUGGUACAUACACUUCUGGAUCGCCAAAUUUAUUGGGUUGUGUUAUCAGUUUCCUAUUUAUUAUCUCUGCCAUAAAUGUUGCUAUUAUAUCGUUUAUUAUUGUUAGUUUCAGAUUAAUUAUUGUUUUGUGUAUCUUGCUGGAUUCUUCAAGUGUGUAUCAGAUAAUUAUAUUCCCAGUUAUUUACUACCAUUUCAGUUGAAUACCACGAGAAAGUGUGUAUUUUGUUCGGAGAUAUUUUUUCGUUAUUAUUGCUUGGAUUCAAGGUUUUUUAAAUAUAUCUUGUUAGCUAUUCCUAUGAUUUCAAUGUAAUAAAUAUCGCAUUGAUAUCAUUAACAAAGGAUAAAAUGGAGGACCGUGUACUCCUUUGAUUUAAAAUGAGUUUCGAAGUUUUAUUCGGUAUAACAUUUAGUCGGCUAAUAUUUACUUUUCAAUCUCUAUUUUCUUUCAAGUCGUGCAUGGUGAAGGGGAUAAUUUUCUGAUUAUUUAAUAUACUGAAUUCCAACUGCCUGAUUAUUGACAUGACCAAAGCUUCGCUUAUAUUUAAUGGAUGCCUGAUUUUUAUCAUACUCUGACAACGUGCAUGCAACACUGUUGUUCAUUGUGUGACUGUUUUUGGUUCAACUCCAAAGAUGCAGUGACUCAAUUUCAAAAAAUUGUAAGUAUUUUGAUUACUAAUAUGACUCAAAUGCAUGAUUUCUAACCUAAAAUUUAUACUGUAUACUUUCUGUUAAUUCCCAUCCAGAAGUACGACCUUCUGGGUUAAAAUCGUAUAUUGAAAAUUACAAUAAUGGAAAUAUUACCCAACAUUUUUUUUUUCAUUUUUUGUUGUUUAAUGAUUAAGUUAAAAAGAAUUGUUGUGGUUUUUGUGAAUUGAUUCAAUAGAUUUUAAAAAUAUCAAAA
Messenger RNA from Styela clava, 2996 nucleotides. RefSeq names its product membrane-associated progesterone receptor component 1-like. NCBI's taxonomy places the organism in Eukaryota, Metazoa, Chordata, Ascidiacea, Stolidobranchia, Styelidae. Gene Ontology annotation, cellular component: endomembrane system; membrane; endoplasmic reticulum. The record is from RefSeq and is a predicted model, not a curated record.